AACAAACUUAUUUUCUCAAAAGUGCUAAAAGACUAACCAACAUUUUCCUCAUCCUAACCAGUCAAAGAUAAUUAUUUGUGUUUCAAAGUAAAAAUUCAAUUGUUUUAAUAUGGAAUCAGUUGUAUUUCUUUUACCAUCACUAAUGUUUACUUUAAUUACUUUUGAUUUGACCCUUGCUGACCAAUGUCCACCUGGAAAAGCAAUAGAAGCUGAUGUUUGUGCUUCUAAAUUGUUUGUCGUUGGUAACAGGGAAUCGCGAAUGCCCCAAACAAUCAGUGAAAUGGACAAAUAUUGCUCAUCUGUUCGAAAAGCAGGUAAAUGUCUAAAAUCAUAUUCGAGCCAAUGUCUUCUACCUUUACCGAAACAAAUAUCAUCGGUCCUAAAUCGAGCUGUCGAAACCAAUGUCAAUAGGAUUUGCAACACUCAAGAGGGAAGACAAGAAUUCAUUCGUCGAUUCUCAUGUGUCAACAAGAAUAUCAAUGCUCUACACCAAUGUAUGGACAAAUAUAUCGACAAUCUCGAGAGGAUCAAAGGUGCUGAUUCGAGGAAUAAAAUUGCAAUGACUUGUUGUUACUCUUCAUUUUUCAGAGCUUGUAUGGAGAAGGGUAUUGAAGGUAUUUGCCCCCCAGACUCUGAUGAAUACAUACAUGAGUUGAUCAUUAACUAUACUCGUGAAGUAUUGGAAACACUUUGUGGACAAUGGACUGGCCCUGGGGCUAAAGAACGUUGUGCCACAAUCCCCACCCUGCCUAAGAGAGACUCAAGAUCUUCCAAAAGCAUGACCCCUUAUAAUCCGAUUAUGGACAUUUUUGCAAAUCUGUGAAAGCCUUUCAACGCUCAUUAUGGUCAAUUUUUUUCUCUCAACUUCUCCUUCAUCAUUUUUCCUCAUCCCCUCAUCUUCCUUCUUACCAGAGAAAAACAUCAUUACUCUUUGUUCCUUUUCUACACUUGAGUAUCUACCUGUGUAUCUACUACCUGGUGGUCAUUUUAGCUUUUAUGAAGAUCUCUCUCUCUCUCUUUCUUUCUUUCUCUCCUUUUUAGAUUCUACUGACCAACAAAAAGCCAAAUCUUUCUCAUAAUUGUAUCUUAAUCUUCUACAAUUUUCUAUCCACUCCCUCCUCAUUUUCUCAUCCUCAUCCUUAUUCUCUCUUCCCUUUUUCUUAAUUAGCUAAACUAAAUUUUUCUUCUUGUAAGGGAGAAGUUAAAAGCUAUUUCUUAUCCUCUUUCUUACUCCAGAGGCUUCAGAUCAUCGAAUGAAAAUUCAACUGAUGAUAAAAGUUCAGUUGGCAAUAGAACUUGACUCCAGAAUUUGAUGUUAAUCAUGAUACAAUUACACAAAAAUAUCAACUGAUGGAGAUUAACAGUUAACGCUUAUGAUACUAAUAAUAUUACAUGGAGACAUUUAGUUAUUUCAAAAUGUGAAAUAAAUUGAAUCAGAUUCAUUAGAUUAAGUUUUGUUCAACUCUCUUAAUUAAUCUUUGAUUUUUAAAGUAAAAACUAUUAAAUUUCGCGGAAUUUAAAACUUAGGGGUCGCCAGAGUCUCGAUUGAUUUUCCUUUUAAAUUUACCAAUUGUUUUCUCGUUAAUUAAAAGUCUAAUCAAUGAUUAUUAAUGGAAUUUGAUUAAUUUAUUGUUCUCAACCUUUUGAUCUUUAGUAUUUACUCUCAAUUUGUUUUCUUUUUCUAUUUGUUUUAAUUAGCGAAAUCUUAACAAGUGAAACUGGAUUCUCUUCGGGACCAAGUUAACCAGGGGAAGAUGAGGCCAAUUCCUGUUGGUGGUAAUAAGCCCGGAGGCUCAAAUUCUGCAAGUGUUGUGGUUGAUGAAAUGUUUCCAGAGGGUGGACAGUACAUGGAUUUUGAUGACACUUCGGGUACCGUUAUGAUGGACCUUACAUCUAAUGAUAAACUUGUUCAUACCGAUUUUUAUAAUGAUUUUGAAGACAUUUUCGAUGAGGAAAAUCUUGAUUAGAUAUCUAUACUUCAUAGUAUUAAAUUGAGAUUCACCUUUUCCUUUACUGUAAAGUGUAAUCAAUCUUGAGAUUAUUGAAACUUUUCAAUUACCAGGAUGUUUUACAACAUUAAAUCAUCAAGAUAUGUUACAUGGUUUCACUAAAAUUGCUAUUAACUAAUUUCUAUGAUCUGAAAAAACAUCGAAUAUAAUAAAUUAUCAAUCAAAAGUCAAAAGUGACUUUUUUAUACUUUAAA
Messenger RNA from Panonychus citri (citrus red mite), 2203 nucleotides. RefSeq lists its product as uncharacterized. Lineage: Eukaryota; Metazoa; Arthropoda; Arachnida; Trombidiformes; Tetranychidae. Bases 110 to 823 code for a protein of 237 amino acids. The transcript has 6 exons. The record is from RefSeq and is a predicted model, not a curated record.